Molecule: messenger RNA, 2202 nt
Organism: Lucilia cuprina (Australian sheep blowfly)
Lineage: Eukaryota; Metazoa; Arthropoda; Insecta; Diptera; Calliphoridae
Product: protein croquemort
Exons: 7
Coding region: 503-1975 (490 amino acids)
Cellular component (GO): membrane; cytoplasm
Molecular function (GO): scavenger receptor activity
Source: RefSeq, a predicted model, not a curated record
AUCAUUUAACAUUGUUCUUUCGGUGGCGAGUGUUGUUUAAAUAAACUUUAAAUUAGUUAAUUAAAACAAAAAAACUGGUUCAUAAUUAUCUAUUUAAGUAAAAUAAGCAAAUAAAGUGCAAUAUUAGAUAUAAAGCAAUAAAACAAAAAAGCUUUCUUUCUUUACUGCCAAUGUAUUAGUUUGUACUUGUGUAUUUCAAUAAUAAAACUAAAGUGCCUAUUUAAAAGUUAAUAAUUUUUAAUAAUAAUAUAAAGUUUUCCAGUAAUCAUUGGGUCAUAUUUUUUUGCUUUAGCUAUAUCAAUGACUUAUUUUACCAAAUACACUAUGCUUGCCUAAAGAACUGACAACUAUUAAAACAUUAAUUUAAGCAGCAAACUACUUUUUAACUCUAAAAUAUACCAAGGAAACUGUUUACAAGGACAAACGAUUUCUGCUGUAGAUCGUGAUUCCUUUGAGAAAUUUUAAAGGUUUUUUUUUUUGGUUUACUUAAUUUAUAUAAAAAAUGUGCUGCAAUUGUUGCAGCGUUAACCAGCGUAAAGCUUGGGUUUAUGGCUUGGGUACUUUGUUUGCCACUUUGGGUGUAAUCCUAUUAGUUUUAUGGGGAAAUUGGGCGGAAUCAUUAGUACAAAGUGGUUUAGUUUUGAAAGAAGGCAGUGAUGCUUACGACAGUUGGGUGGAGGCACCUAUACCUAUUUACUUAACAUUUUACAUGUUCAAUUGGACAAAUCCCCAUGAGGUGCGCAAUCCUAAGGUUAAGCCACAUUUCGUAGAAAUGGGUCCUUAUGUUUUCCUAGAGAAACAUUUGAAAGAGAAUAUAACCUUCUAUAACAAUGAUACGGUUUCGUAUUAUGAAAGAAAAUCUUGGUUUUUCCAACCUCAAAUGUCGAAUGGUACUUUAGAUGAUAUGUUGACUUCGGGUCAUGCUAUAACAGCGACAGUUGCCGAUGAAAUGCGCCAUUCAAAUAGAUUUUUAAAGAAAAUUAUUAACUUCAUGUUAAAUCACGAGGGCGGUAAACUUUAUGCCACAAAACGUGUAGGUGAUUGGAUAUUUGAUGGUUAUCAAGAUGAUUUGGUAGACUUUUUAAGACUAUUCAAUACCACCAAAAUAGAUAUACCCUACAGCAAAUUUGGUUGGCUGGUAGAUCGUAAUAAUUCCCUAGAAUAUGAUGGUUUAUUUACAAUCUAUACAGGCGUAAAGGAUAUAACGAAAUUGGGUCAACUAACACAUUGGAAUAAUAAAAAUGAGACUGGAUUUUAUGAUCCACCUUGUGGUGUGGUAAAUGGCACCACUGGCGAUCUCUUUCCACCUCAUUUAGAUCCAGAGGGUGAAAUAACCAUAUUUGCCACUGAUGCCUGUCGUUUCAUGAACUUGCAGCCGAAUGGUACAAUCGAAAAGCAUGGUUUAAAAGCCAUUCAAUGGGUGGGAACCGAUGAAACUUUAGAUUCUGGUGAAAAUUUUCCCAAUCAACAGUGUUUCUGUGAUCCACGUCUGGAAGAAUGUCCCAAAACUGGUGUAGUUGAAUGUAAAAAAUGUCGUGAUAAUGCUCCGAUUUAUGCCUCAUUUCCACAUUUCUAUUUGGCCGAUGAGUCAUAUCUAAAUGCAGUGUCUGGUUUGAAACCCGAUCCUAAGAAACAUAAGUUUAUAUUGGCAGUAGAACCUAUAACUGGAUUGCCUGUGGAAAUCAAUGGCCGCUUACAGAUAAAUAUGAACAUGAUAGCCGAUAAAGAUUAUGAUAUCUUCCGUGGCAUUAAUGAGUUUUUAAUGCCUUUGUUUUGGUUUGAUCAGGCGGCUUACUUAAGUCCUGAAUUGGCUAAAAAAGCCAGAUUGGCUAUUCACUUGGAAGAUUAUGGUCGUUACUUUGCCAUUGCCUUAAUUUGUUUAGGAGGUGUUUUCUUUAUUACCGGCAUUGCUCUGACUCUAACUAAACGUUGGAAACGUACACCCAACGAUGAUGAAGAUAUGUUAACUAAUUAAGUUUGUUUUAUUUUUUAAACAUUUCUACGUAUUAGGUUUUAACAAAAACUUGUAAUUUUAGUCUCUUUUUCUAUUCAUUUAUUGUGCCAAAUUUUAGUUUUUUUAUACUAAUUUAUUUGUGUAUAUAUUUUCACUACACUCAUUAUCACUAGUUUAUUAUUAUAUAUAUUUUUUUUGUUCUUCUAAAAUUUAAUAUUUUAUUGCCUUAUUAUGUAUUUAAAAUUUAG